GUGCACACUUGACAGCUGAGACCAGUCAACACUGUAGGAUUUGUUUAUUUAGCCGGUUUCUUAUGUUGAGGAAUUUGAUAAAGUCACGCUUUCUGUUGCCCCGCACAAUGUCCUGCUUUUCACAAGUGAUAAACCCUAUAACUGGCGACAAUUCCUGGCAGGAGCGCGGAGAUGACUACGAUUACCACCAGGAAGUGGCCAACGCGGGUUUCGGCGACAUGUUGCACGAUUGGGAGCGCAAUCAGAAGUACUUUGCCGCCCUUAAAAAGACCAUCGGAAAAAUGCGAGCGUCGGGAAAGGAGGUUCAUGUCCUAGACAUCGGAACCGGCACGGGAAUACUCUCCAUGAUGGCUCUUUCCGCUGGAGCAGAUUCGGUCACCGCCUGCGAGGCCUUUUUGCCCAUGGCCAAUUGUGCGGAGAAGAUUCUGGCCGCCAACGGAGCCGGCGAUAAGGUGCGCCUCAUUCGAAAGCGUUCCACGGACAUUCAAGUGGGCGAGGACAUGCCACGAAAAGCUAAUCUCCUCGUGGCGGAGUUGCUGGACACAGAAUUGAUUGGCGAGGGAGCCAUAGGGAUUUAUAACCAUGCCCAUCGCGAGCUGCUCACCGAGGAUGCCCUUUGCAUUCCCGCCCGCGCAAGGUGCUACGCCCAGGUGGCCCAAUCCCCGUUGGCUGCACAGUGGAACAGUCUGAAAACACUGGCUAAUUUGGACGGCGAACCUCUGCUGCAACCGCCUGAGCAGCUAAAAGGUUGCAAAGGGGAAGCUGCUCUGCACGAUGUCCAAUUGUCUCAAUUGCCAAACUCGGCCUUCCGUCCGCUUACCGAUCCCGUGGAGAUAUUUCAGUUCGAUUUUCAGCGCAAGCAGGAAAGAGAGAAGCAGCGUGAACAGCGGCUGAAACUCCAAUCUAAGCUACCGGGAGCCGCUGAGCUGGUAUUCUACUGGUGGGACAUUCAUCUGGACGACGCUGGUGAAAUUCUUCUUAGCUGUGCUCCUUACUGGGCACAUCCUGAGCUUAAAGAACUGGCAGCUGAGAAGAAAGAGGAUCACCCGCUGCCCAAUGUAGUUCCUUGGCGGGAUCACUGGAUGCAGGCCAUCUACUACAUACCAAAGCCUCUGCAACUGCUCGAAGCAGGUAAAUCCUUUCACCUAAGCUGCCAUCACGAUGAGUACUCGCUGUGGUUCGAUGCCCAUGAAGAUGCGCCCACGAAAAGUGUGCGGCGACAUACCUGCUCCUGUGACCUGCACAUGACCUACUCGCGCAGCAGAAUUGGCCAGAUCAACCAGUCGCCUCGAAACAAACGCUACCUGCGCUACCUGGAGGAUAACAUCGAGGAGGGAAAGUCGAAUGUGCUGGUCCUUGGAAACGGAUGCCUGCUUGGCUUAGCAAGCUCUGCUUUGGGAGCUGCAUCCAUUCAACUUCAUGAACCCCAUCGUUUCUCGCGAAGGUUACUUGAAUCCAUUGUGCAGCACAACCAACUGAAGAACGUUCAGUUUGUGGACAAAGUGGAGGAGCUUGAGGAUCCGCAACUGGCUGCUCUUACCCACAUCUUCGCAGAACCUUACUUUUUAAAUGCAAUCCUGCCGUGGGAUAACUUUUAUUUUGGCACCUUGCUGAUGAAAAUAAAAGACAGGUUGCCGGAGAACGUGAAGAUUUCGCCAUGUUCGGCGAGGAUUUAUGCCUUGCCCGUGGAGUUUUUGGACUUGCACAAAAUUCGAGCUCCCGUUGGCAAUUGCGAGGGAUUCGAUCUGCGUUUGUUCGAUGAAAUGGUGGAAAGAUCUGCAGAGCAAGCAGUGUCCUUGGUGGAGGCCCAGCCCCUCUGGGAAUACCCAUGUCGCGCACUUUCAGAGCCCCAAGAAGUGCUUGAUGUAAAUUUUAGCGACUUUGGCAAAGAGCUUAACCUAAAAGGAAGCAUAGAACUGAAGCAUCCUGGGACCUGUAAUGGAGUGGCCUUAUGGGUAGACUGGCAGUUGGUGGAUGACAACAGUCCCAGAUCGAUUGUGAGCAGUGGUCCCAGUGAACCCGUCAUUCUUGGUGAAUUUGUGAAGUGGGAUAUGUUCGUCCGGCAGGGAGUGCAUUUUCCCAGAAAGCGCGAGGAAGCUAUUACUCAUCUCGAAUGGAGCACGGAUUUUAAACCUCUGUUAGGCGAACUAAACUUCAGCUUUAGCCAGAAGAAGCUCUAAUUUUAUUAUUUUUUCACGAAAAUUUGGACAACGAGUAAUGAACAUCAGGGCAAAUACAUUGAAUGAGUGAUAUUU
Messenger RNA from Drosophila ficusphila, 2255 nucleotides. RefSeq names its product protein arginine N-methyltransferase 7 (gene Art7). Gene Ontology annotation, molecular function: protein-arginine omega-N monomethyltransferase activity. The transcript has 3 exons. Gene Ontology annotation, biological process: peptidyl-arginine methylation. Lineage: Eukaryota; Metazoa; Arthropoda; Insecta; Diptera; Drosophilidae. The record is from RefSeq and is a predicted model, not a curated record. The coding region runs from base 63 to 2180 and encodes 705 amino acids.